AAACUUUAUUAAUAUAAUGUGUGUGGCUUAGUCUUCAUCUCAAUCGAUGGCUCCUCGUGUUCGCGGUGGAAAAGGCAGAGGAAGAGAAAGAGGAAGGGGACCGAAGUCUCCGGAGAAGCGACCCACUGGCUCAAGUCGACCCACAUCUUCCGGUGUGUCGCAUCGAAGACCUAGAAGCCUUCCCUCCCAAUAUGACUUCACGCCGGCGAGCCCUCAAACUCCAAUUCCAGAGACUGAGCAAAAUCGGAGUCGCCAGCCUUCACCGGUUCCUACUCAGAGAAACUAUCCUCCUCCUCAGCAGCUUUUCCAGACAGAAGAAGGAUCUCUACAUGCAUCUGGUGGAUCUCCUCGAGGCUCUGGAUCGACUCUGUUUCGAGCAUCCGGAUCGACUCAAGUCAGAGGGUCUUUCUCAUCUGUUCAUCGGCUAGCCUCCGGAUCUCCUCGUGCUGUUCAGUCUCCAGCACCGGUUCAGUCUCCAGCGCCGGAUGAAGAAGAUGAAGAUGGUGACGCUGAAGGCCGUGAGCUCUAUACCACUGUCAUCUCUCCGACGUUGGAGCCUGGAACAACUUGGUUUGGUAAGGAUAAUGGUAAGCUGACCCGAAAGAUCACCAAGUGUUUUAUAAACAAGUUUGAUGGACCAUACUACAGUUGGAGCUGUAUGCCAACUAGAAGAAGAGAAAGAUACUUUCUUGAAUUCACGAAACAACACACCUGGCAUCCCUCACUGACAUGUGUGGUUGAAGCCAAGUUCUAUAAGAUCAUUGCACUACGUAUGAAAGACAUAGUUUAUAAGGCAGGGACAAAAAGACUGAGGCCGUAUUGGAUUGAGAAAACUCUGUGGAAAGAGAUGUGUGAGUAUUUGGAUACUGAAGAAGCAAUAGCCAAGAGUUCAACCACAUCAGCUGCUAGGAUGUCUGACCGUAAUGGUCUUGGUCCACACAAGCAUGUUUCUGGUCCAAAGUCUUUCCUACAAGAAGUUGAAUUGGGAAGACCGCCGACAAUUGGAGAAGUGUUCAUCAGGACUCAUACCAAGAAGGAUGAGACAUUUAUGGAUAGGAAGGCGCAUGAAAUCCAUGAGGCAUAUCUCAAGAACAAGGCAGCUAAGUUGGCUGCCCUUCGUGAGAAUGAUGAACAGUCUGAUGGUACUUCGCGUCGGUCUGAGCUAUCUCAUGAGGAGGAUGAUGAGAUCUUAAUUUCUUCAGGUAAUACUCUUGUCUUUUGGUGUCUACAAGCAGAACGUGAAGCAGAGGCAUUGCGGGUCGCAGCAUCCCAAGCAGCUGAGAUCAAGUACUUUACGAUGGUGAAAAAGUACCUGAGUGAAACUGACCCUAAUUUCCUGGCCUUUCUCAAGUCCCAAUCAACUCCUGUUGCGGAUGAUUAUUCAGAGGUCCAAGCAACUCCUACUCCUGCUGCUAAUCCUGAUGAAAGACCAAAUGAUGACUACAAUCGACCAAAUUUGCAAGCUCGUGAGAAGGAGGAGAAGCUUGUAAAGACGCAACAAGGAAGAUCUAGUGUGGUUAAUGAUAAACAACAAGAGAGAGUAUGCCAAGUUCUUCAAGAUCAAGGAUGCAACAUCACUCGAGUCACCGGGGAUUGUGGUCCUGUUGCCACCGUCUUCACCGAAAAAGAUCUGAGUUGCCAAAUCCUCCACUCCGCCGUUCGAGACGUCAAGCAGAUCGUAGAGCAGAUCCAUCCAGAAAACUUACCGAGAAAGGUGAGAAGAGGGCGUCCUGCAAACACCAGAGGGAACCAAGUAGGGGAUGCACCAGCUGUUGGGCAAGAUCAACCACCUAUAGGUGGGAUACCUGUAGAAGCUCAGCACGAUCAGCCACCACCACCAGUACCUAGGGUUGAGGUGCCUCAGCACCAACAGCCACAUGCAUUGCUAGCAAGGACUGAGUAUUUUGAGACGAUGAGGCUCUUGGGUACAAUGGGCACAGAGUACUUCAGUGGGGUGAGACCAGGAAAUCAGAACAGAGGAAUUCUGCCACCACCUCCAAAGAGGCAAGCAGUGGGACCUCGAGCGUAUGUAGUAGCAUACCAUGAUGAUGUAGAUGAGGAUGGGGCAGACCCAAUUGUUGGUACGUCUUCAAGGACCUACCGUGAUGUCCCUGUAGAGAUUGAAUGUAUGGAGUUGUUUGGGAAUUUCUUGGAGAUGGAGCUGAAACAUUAUGAGAUAAUCCUUGGGAUGGGUUGCAUCACUCGAGUCACCGGGGAUCGUGGUCGUGUUCAGCCAGAGCCACCGUCUUCACCGGAAAGAUCUGAGUUGCCAAAUCCUCCACUCCGGCGUUCGAGCCGUCAAGCAGAUCGUAGCGCAGAUCCAUCCAGAAAACUUGCCGAGAAAAGGGAUGAUGAUGAGAUUACUUUGUAGAAGUUCAAGCUUAGAAUUGAAUUUAAAGCAUUUACUCAUAUUUAAUUCUUGCUUAAACAACUCGAAAAACAUGGAAAAUAUAUGAUUGGAUCUUUG
Arabidopsis arenosa is the source of this 2467-nucleotide messenger RNA. Lineage: Eukaryota; Viridiplantae; Streptophyta; Magnoliopsida; Brassicales; Brassicaceae. The record is from the annotation of a GenBank genome assembly.